Musa acuminata AAA Group (dessert banana) is the source of this 1493-nucleotide messenger RNA. RefSeq lists its product as uncharacterized. Gene Ontology annotation, cellular component: endoplasmic reticulum; endoplasmic reticulum membrane. Gene Ontology annotation, molecular function: cholesterol binding; ubiquitin protein ligase binding. The record is from RefSeq and is a predicted model, not a curated record. Gene Ontology annotation, biological process: SREBP signaling pathway. The transcript is spliced from 9 exons. The coding region runs from base 54 to 1238 and encodes 394 amino acids. NCBI's taxonomy places the organism in Eukaryota, Viridiplantae, Streptophyta, Magnoliopsida, Zingiberales, Musaceae.
CUUUGUAGUCCUUUCUUUUGUGCCUCACCUUCUUCGUGGGGGUUUCGAUCUCCAUGGAUCCGCCACAGGGGUCGCCGCAGUCGUCGCCGGACGCGCAAGGCUCGCGGCAGCGGCCGAUGGAUGCGUCGCAGGGUCUUCGGCAGCCGCUGAUGGACAUACCGCAAGGUUCGCGACAGCCGCGGCAGCAGCAGUAUCAGCCGAGGAGGCCAGACCCUCCGUCCGGUGGCGAUAGCAUCUUCAACGCAGUGGUUACGAUUUUCUUGUUCGUGUUGGUAGUGGUAUUGUUGGUAUCAUCAUCAACAACAGGCUCAAGUCUCUCCAUCUUGCAUCAAGUUCCUGAAGGUCACGUUGGGGUAUAUUGGAGGGGUGGUGCCCUUUUAGAGGCAACUACUGAUCCAGGUUUUCAUUGGAAGUUGCCAUUGAUUACCCAGUUUGAACCCAUACAAGUGACUAUUCAAACUGAUCAGGUUAGAGACAUUCCAUGUGGUACCAAAGGUGGUGUUAUGAUCAGCUUUGAUAAGAUAGAGGUCGUCAAUCGGCUUCGUAAAAGUUUCGUGUAUCAGACUUUGCAUGAAUAUGGCGUUUAUUAUGACAAGACAUGGAUAUAUGAUAAGAUUCAUCAUGAGAUAAAUCAGUUUUGCAGUGCUCAUUCUCUGCAGCAAGUUUAUAUUGACAUGUUUGAUCAGAUUGAUGAAAAAGUGAAAGAUUCCAUUCAAGCCGACUGUACACGUUAUGCUCCUGGUAUUGAGAUCAUUAGUGUUCGUGUUACAAAACCAAACAUCCCUGUGAGCAUUAAACGGAAUUUUGAACUGAUGGAGGAGGAACGCACUAAGGCACUGAUAGCCAUAGAGAAACAGAAGGUUGCAGAGAAGGAGGCCGAGACUCAGAAAAAGAUAGCAUUAUCAGAAGCAGAGAAGAUUGCACAGGUCAGCCAGAUUCAAAUGGAACAGAAGCUAAUGGAAAAGAACAGUGCAAAGAGGCAGGAGGAAAUCGAGAAUGAGAUGUACAUUGCACGUGAAAAGAGCCAAGCAGAUGCUAACUUUUACAGAGUGAUGAAGGAAGCUGAAGCCAAUAGAUUGAAGCUCACACCUGAAUUUCUUGAGCUCAAAUUCAUUGAAGCCAUUGCAAAUAAUUCAAAAAUUUUCUUCGGGGAGAAGGUACCCAAUAUGGUAAUGGAUCAGAGACUAUUGGGCAACUAUCUCGAUGGCAUUUCAAAGAAAGGUCGAGGGGAUGUAUAGAAAAAUAUGGUGGAACACAUCUGCCAUUUCAUACAGUGGGAUAAUAUGAUAUGGACUUCAGAGUUAGAAUCUCAUAAUUUUCAUGCUUGGAGCACCUACUUUUGGCCUCUCUUUUGUAGUUCAUUUCUUUUAUUCCAUAGUGGACUUGGUUAGACUGCGGUUGUAAAUGAUUGUUAAUAUUUUUGCCUUACUUUUUCCGGCAUAUGCACCGUUUCUGUUUCAUGCAAGAAAAUAUGUUGGCAUCCUUCGCGUUGA